Spodoptera litura is the source of this 3523-nucleotide messenger RNA. RefSeq lists its product as uncharacterized. The record is from RefSeq and is a predicted model, not a curated record. Gene Ontology annotation, molecular function: serine-type endopeptidase activity. Gene Ontology annotation, biological process: proteolysis. Lineage: Eukaryota; Metazoa; Arthropoda; Insecta; Lepidoptera; Noctuidae.
GGCAGUCAUUCGGACGCAGACAGUGCGCCGGUAAACAAGUGAAUAUUUGAACAUAAAUCAGUUUUAGUGAUACAAGGAGUGAACCACUUUAAAAAUCAUGCGGUGGUCAACGAUUACUUUUAUAUUACUGCCAAUAAUAUUCGCCAGUACCACUGCAGAGUGGUCAUGGGGCGGAAAAGAAGACUCCAAACCUGCCGACGAACCCCACCAGAAUGCUUCGCCUUUGUUACAAGGAGAACAGUUACCCGAAGCUCAAGAGAAAAACUUUGAAUCUAACAGCACAGUACUUGAUGACAUUGUCGACGAGUUAGUGAGCAGCAAGCAAGGAAGAAGCCUGGGCGGCUUUGACGAUGUCUACAGUGACCCCACUAUUAAGGAAGCAUUGGACUCCGGAGACGACGCUGAAGCUCGAAACCUAAUUAAAGGGAGAUUAUGCACCCUAGGUCUCAUACAGUGUGAAGACGAAGAUAGCCAGGAAAAACGUACAUACCUGUCGCCGGAUGAAGUCAUUUACGCUCAACCCGUUGAUAUCAAGCCUAUUGGGAAACCCAUUGCAUCAAUUCCAGUCCGAGGCCCACCAAGAGCUUAUGGUCCACCUCAGCCUAUGUCUUACCGUCCACGACCUCAGAAAAUUCCACCUAAGAGAGUCGGCUACGGCGGCAAUGUCAGACCUGGUUUCUCUGAAAAGUAUGGCGUAGCAGGAGGCAACUUCCAAUUCUCACAAAACAGUUAUAAUGCCCACGAAUCAAACUUCGUUACCAAAUCCCCUAUUUAUGCGACCCCAGGGCCAUACGCUUAUGAGAAUGCCAAACCAGCAUAUAACAAAUAUCCAUCUCAUUCAGACACAAAGACUGAUGCCGUCGUUCAACAACACAUCCAUCACCACUACGUACACGAAGACAAUAAAGAUCCCAAAGUUAUUAUUAAACCAGUGGCAGUUCCUGUAGGAUCUGUAGGUCAGCUGAAUUCACAGUCUCUUGGAUCUCAAUCACUUGGGUCUCAAUCACUUGGGUCUCAAUCAUUUGGGUCUCAAUCAUUUGGAUCUCAGUCUUUUGGAUUACAAUCUUCUGAUAUUAUAGCAGCUGGUGGUGACUACAGCAGUAUAACAUCUGGUGGUUUUAAACCCAUGUCAGGAGGAUUCCACUCAGAUACUAAACCGAUUUACGAAUCUGACACAAUUUAUGGAUCUCAAUACGGCCACCAAUCUAACAAAGUUGGUCAAAAUGGCAAUAUUUUAACCCAAAGCUUACCCAAUCAAUUUAAUAACAACGCAUUUGAAGAUCAAAAGUAUGGAAAUGGGUUGGGUAGUUACGCUUCUCAGAGCAACGAAUUUUACAAAAAAGAGUUGCAUGUAGGCUCGCAAAACAAUAUUUACAAUCAAGGACCAUCAACUUUCGGACAAAGCAAUGGUUAUGCCGAAAACUACCACGAAGCCAAAGCACAAAACUUUGACUGUGUUUGUGUAAACUAUGACCAAUGUCCAAGUCAAGAAGUAAUUGGCCGCAGAGAUGACCUGUACUUACCAAUUGACCCUCGCAACAAAGGUAGUGAGAUUGCUGCAUUAACUGAGGAGCAAUUAGAUAAUCUAAACAAAACUGACAUCGCAACAGCUACUGCUGAUUCCGCUGCCAACGCUACUGAAACCAAGAAAUUAAGCAAACGUGAAACUAAAGAAGAAACUCCUUCUGAGGCUGCGAAGGAGGCUGAACCGCGCUCGCCUCGAUACCCUGGCUUCAACGAGCAUACCGGUCAUGACCAAAAACAUGUGGAGCCCACGUUUGGUGUCUCUUUUGCCUUGCCCCAGGCACCCCAGAGUUCUAACUUCCAUCCUUUCAAUCCGCACCUUCGUCCUUUCAGUUCUGCCAUAAUGGCCGGUGGUAUUAAUUUGGGACUCGCCGUUGUCAAUCCUGUAUUCUCUCUUCAAGUUACCAAAACUGUUGAAGGUGAAAAAAUUUACAAACCUCUUUUACAUUUUCAUGUAACACCUAGCGAAAGUAAACUAAGGGCAUUGACGCAAAUCUUUGAUGAAAAAAAACAAUACUUAUUGAAUAAACAUCAACAUUAUCAUGUACAUCAACCAUUUCCUGCAUACCCAGGACCAGCCUACCCGCCACAGUAUAAUUUUCCACAUUAUCCACCUCCUCGACCACAUCAUCCACACCCUCCUCCCAACUAUAUACCUCCACCACACGUGCACAACGGACCUCCCGUCUACUCCCCACAUUAUACUGAUUAUAAACCGUAUAGUUACCAUGGUAAUAGUCUACCUUCAGAGGGUUAUCAUGACUACGAAGAUGAUAGCGAUACAUACGGCGGUGAGGAUUACCCUCACCCUGAAUACAGAAGCCUACACAAUGAAGAUAGAUUAGAAAAAAAUUCUGACGUUUCUGAUCACGGUACUCAUGUAAAUAGAUCAUCCUAUUCCCGCUCCCUUGACCUUCCUUCAACGCCUCCUCGGGCAAAUCGGGGAUACCAAACAGUCCGAUUUCCUGAAACGAGAAGGAAGAGAGAAAUCGAUGUAGGAAAUAUGUCCGUAAUUAUAGAAGAGCGUCAAGGAUAUUUCGGUCGUCGUCCAGUGCAGCAGUGCAGACCUAACCAGGUUUGCUGUCGUCGUCCUCUGCAACCACAAGCAGCUAACAAAGGACAGUGCGGCAUCAGACACUCUCAAGGAAUCAAUGGCAGAAUCAAAACUCCCGCUUACGUCGAUGGUGAAAGUGAAUUCGGAGAAUACCCAUGGCAAACAGCUAUCCUGAAGAAGGAUCCGAAAGAAUCUGUAUAUGUCUGCGGUGGAACACUUAUUGAUGGACUUCAUAUUUUGACUGCUGCUCACUGUGUUAAAUCAUACAAAGGUUUUGAGUUAAGAGUGCGUCUUGGAGAAUGGGACGUGAAUCGUGACGUCGAGUUCUAUCCAUACAUUGAAAGAGACAUCGUGUCUGUCCACGUACAUCCACUUUACUACGCCGGCACUUUGGACAACGACCUCGCUAUCUUAAAGAUGGACCACCCUGUCGAAUGGACUAAAUAUCCUCACAUCAGUCCCGCUUGUUUGCCAGACAAGUACGCCGACUAUUCUGGUCAAAGAUGCUGGACUACCGGUUGGGGAAAAGAUGCUUUCGGAGAUUACGGAAAGUACCAGAACAUUCUGAAAGAAGUUGAUGUGCCUAUUCUUUCCCACGGCCAAUGCCAACAACAGUUGAGGCAAACCCGUUUGGGUUACAAUUACGAACUAAACCCUGGCUUCACAUGUGCCGGUGGUGAAGAAGGAAAAGACGCGUGCAAGGGUGACGGUGGUGGCCCCCUGGUCUGUGAGCGCAGCGGUACCUGGCAGAUCGUGGGCGUCGUCUCGUGGGGUAUCGGCUGCGGCCAGCCUGGAGUACCUGGUGUCUACGUUAAAGUUGCUCACUACUUAGACUGGAUCUCACAGAUCACUGGGAAAUUCUCUCCCUAUUAAUCAUAAAAGUCUUAAUUAAAAGACAUCUACAAUUAAUUUAUUGGACAUAAAAGUAUCUGAUAUUUAUUUUUA